This is a messenger RNA of Ogataea parapolymorpha DL-1, 834 nucleotides long. Its product is annotated as Autophagy protein 5. Bases 1 to 834 code for a protein of 277 amino acids. Gene Ontology annotation, cellular component: cytoplasm; phagophore assembly site membrane; Atg12-Atg5-Atg16 complex. NCBI's taxonomy places the organism in Eukaryota, Fungi, Ascomycota, Pichiomycetes, Pichiales, Pichiaceae. The transcript has a single exon. Gene Ontology annotation, biological process: autophagy of mitochondrion; C-terminal protein lipidation; nucleophagy. The record is from RefSeq and is a predicted model, not a curated record.
AUGAGCACUUCUGAGAUCAUCAGCAGAGUAUGGAGCGGCGUCUUGUACAUGCAGUUCCAUCUCGAUCGCGCGCUGUCCAAUCAGGAAUGUCCCAGCUUUUACAUCGCGGUUCAUCGCAAUUCGUACCUGCACAACUCGUUACCGGCCAUUCUUCAGUUCUUUAAACCGUUUCUGAAAGACACUCGAUUGGCGCAGUCUCAAAACUGGUGGUUCGAGUUUGAAAAAGUUCCUCUGAAAUGGAACUUUCCAGUUGGCCUACUCUACGACCUCGUAACCACUGACGCGCAAAUAGAGAAACAGGUAUGGGAAAUUACUCUUAAAUACUACGACUACCCUACAGAAUAUGUGAUUCCGAUCGACCAAAACCCCUCAUUUCUCAAAGACCACUGGACAAACCAGCUUAAGGAGGCAUGUUUCAUACUGAACGGCUCAAGCAAACUUGUAAUGAACAUGUCACGCACAGACUCAGACGAUUUCUAUAACGCCGCCAUCCACAAAGAUUCGACACAAUUCGAGUCAAUGUUUAGAAAACUGCUGCCCUCGAGUGUGUCUAGCUUGAGGAAUCUGCCAAUCAAAGUAUAUCUUCCUCUGUCCAACAAGCUGAUUCAGCCCGUCCUGUCUAAUCCCGGGAGAAAAAUGACUCUCGGCAACCUGCUUCAGGAUCUGAUUCCGGACUUGUUCCCGUCAUCGCUGAUGUACACUGUGGCACACCCGUACUCGCACGGAGUCGUCCUACCGCUCAAUAGUUCUAUUAUCGACCUCUAUAUUUGCAUGAAAUCACUGGACGGUUUUCUACAUAUCUCUAUCAAGAUGAUCCAAAAAGACGAGCACUAG